Messenger RNA from Galleria mellonella (greater wax moth), 5477 nucleotides. Its product is annotated as CREB-regulated transcription coactivator 3-like. NCBI's taxonomy places the organism in Eukaryota, Metazoa, Arthropoda, Insecta, Lepidoptera, Pyralidae. Gene Ontology annotation, biological process: protein homotetramerization; positive regulation of transcription by RNA polymerase II. Gene Ontology annotation, molecular function: cAMP response element binding protein binding. The coding region runs from base 96 to 1862 and encodes 588 amino acids. The transcript has 13 exons. The record is from RefSeq and is a predicted model, not a curated record. Gene Ontology annotation, cellular component: cytoplasm; nucleus.
UGUCUGACAGACAAGCAAGAGUCAAGCGCGUUUUCGUAUUUCGAGCGCUGAAAAUUGUGAUGUAAAAAGAGAAAACUGAAUGUUUACCAGCCAUCAUGGCAAACCCCAGGAAAUUUAGUGAAAAAAUUGCCCUCCAUAAUCAAAAGCAGGCUGAAGAAACUGCUGCUUUUGAAAAAAUAAUGCGCGAAGUUUCCGACGCAACCAAUAAGGUUAGUUCAAGUAGCAGACGGGCCCAGGCCAAAGCUCCUCCCCAGCCCACUGAGAGUAAUGAAUCAUCACUCCGGCCCUCUCCACAAUGCUUGGGCACAUUCCGCAGUGGCUCUUUGCCAAAUGUGGCUGCACCACAGGCCACAAAUGCAGAGCCAGAAAAUGAUAAGCCCGAAGAGGCAUCAUUAGCAACUCAGUAUGGUCUUGGAGGCGGGCGUAGUGGUGGGGCGUCCCCAUCUCGAAAUUCAGGGCAGCGGGGACGCGCCUCAUCCUCUGUCGGUCCUAUGCGUCGUCCGGCAGACCGAAAACACGAUACCAGUCCUUAUGGAAGCACCGUCUACUUGAGUCCACCGCCAGACAGUAAUUGGCGGCGAACAAAUUCAGACUCGGCGCUUCACCAGUCGUGCGGCGGCGAGCAGCAAGUGGCUGCACAGCCGCUUUCACCACACCACCCUCUGCAUUCCCACGCACAUCCGCACUUACAUCCUCAUCAGAAUCAUCGGAGAACUGCCGACAUACAUCUCGAUGUGCUGACGACGCUGGGAAUGAACCCGACGAAUCGUCCCAGAUCCUCGUGCGAAAUACCUAGAAUACCAAACAAUAACAAUGUAUACGAGAGCGGAGGGGACGGCGGGGGAGGCGGCGGCGGCGGUGGGGGCGGCGGAGGCGGCGGGUUGGCGUGCGGCGAGCUGCAGGUGCCGGGCGGCUCGCUGCCCGAUCUCACCUCCGUGCACUUCCCGCCGCCGCACUACAUGCAGCACAGGAACUCGCCCGAUUACCACCAGCCAAGAUAUAGUCCGACGUCGCCGGGCGCGGUGUCCCCCGGCGGCGGCAGUGUGUCGCCGGCGACGGGCGGACUGUCGCCCGCGUCGGGCUCACCAGUGGGCGCCACGGUGCCGUUGACCGCCGCGCUACAUGCCUUGCCGCACACGCAUCACCCGCACCAACACGACCACACCGCGCUCUACGACGCGCAGAAUCACUUAUCUGUACCAAACACAAAUAAUUAUCUCCAUCAUAAUAAGAACAUGUCACCUUUGGACCACACAGGUUGGAUUACAUCAAGUUAUCAGUCCCACUGUAGUCCGCCCUCACAAUAUUCUUCGACAUCGAAUAUAAAUAUACCUUCACCCACGAUGGUACACAGUCCUGGCAGUCCAGUAGAAUCACCACAGACAGACUACAACAAUCUACACCAAGUGUUACUACAACCCUUUGAACAGAUUACAAUGAUGGACGCACCCGUUUCGAAUUACAACACGACGUAUAUGAACCACAGUUCCCCGCAUUCGCCACAGACGACGAAUACGCCCCACACAUAUUCACAGGCGCCACAGGGCGGCGGCGGCGGCGGCGGCGGCGGUGGGGGCGAGACGCGGCGGGGCGGGCGCGACCCGGUGCCGGGCGGGGGCGGGUUCGCCGCGCUGCAGCCGCUCGCCUCCCCGUCCGCGCCGCCCACGCCCGCCACGCCCGCCAGCAUACCCGACAUCAUACUCACCGAUUACUCGGGCGAAAUAGACGCGGGCAUAUUCGGCGGGGAGGAGGCGCAGCUGCGCGAGGGUCUCGACCUGGACGACCUCACGCUGCUGGAGGAGCCGAGUGCGCUGCUGCCGGACUCGUCGGUGGAGCACGAGUUCCGGCUGGACCGCUUGUAGUACUGCGCCACCGCCGCCACUGCCACCGCCAGCCGCCCGCCGCCACCGUCGCCGUCGCCGUCGCCGCCAUCGCCACCACCGCCACCGCCACCGCCGCCGUCACCUCCGCACACCGAGUGGCGCCGCUAUUCGCAUUCCGUCUGUAUGUUUCCCAAGUUUGUCCGCGGUGUCACGGCAGCGUAACGGAGAGGCCGACGCGACGAGACUCCCUAUACUUCAUGACAAUUUCUAUCGUUUCAAGUCUGAGUUAGUGAACAUAGGGCUCGGUGUAGCCGCCUGUAGUUAUAGUAAGGUUACGUGAGUGACGCGAGGCCGAGGGGACGAGCGGCUGCGACUCGUCGACACAUUCCCAGCACUGGGCGCGCCCGACACGUUCACAGUAGACUGUAACAUUAUGACGAGUGCAAGUGUUCAUUGUGGUUUUAACAUUUUACUCAUGUUUCUAAUUCGAAGGGUUAGGUAUGUUAUAGAAUUAGAUUUUUUAAAUGGUAAUCGAUCAAUUUAUCGACGAUUAGUGUACAGCAUGAAGUGAUUAUUUUUUAAUUAGUAUUGUGAAUAUUUACUCGAAUAUCAAUUAGGGAAUUCAAUUCGUAUUAAAUGGAGACAAUUUUAUUAAUAUUCUAUAUGUGAAGACCGCAUUGGUCGUUUCUUUGUACAUAAAAACUUGAAAGUGUUCACUUUAUUGAAAUUGCAUUUAAAUCGCUAUUGUCGCAUGGUCGUUUAUAUCAUUUGGUUGCGUAAAACGAAUUGUUAAAUUAUUACGUUUUAUAUUAUGCACAUUUCGUGAAGUAUAAGAUAUCUAAGCUUACGGUUCCUGUGGCAAGUUUAUUUGCAAUUAGUACCUAUAUUGACAACAUUUCUUGAUAUUUUCUUGAUAAUUCUAACAUUUAGUCCAUAUAACUUUGAUAUUUUUAAAACCUUUUAUGAAUAUCAUAGUGGCAAUAAGUAAUGCUGUAUCUUAUACACAAUUAAACUUAUUAAAAAAAAAAAACAAAAUCGAAUUUAAUAUAUCAAUUAUAAGAAAAUAUAUAAUGGAACUGUGGGCUCAGAUUGCUUUCGUCACAUUUGAAAUCUUUGACAUUUUAAAAUAAUUAUCAUUCAGCGAUUGCUCAACCGUUGACUGAAAUUUACAUAUUUAGCAAGAUUAAACAAUUUAAAAUCAGCUUUAACUCCAUUCAGGAGUAGUAAAUAUAUUUGAUGACUUCAUUUUUCAUCAAUAUUAUUCAGCAUGACCACGUUAUGUCCCAAUACCUUUGUACAACAUGUUUAGAAUAACAAUUGAAUAGCAUUGUAAAUAAGAAUUGUUAUUAAACAUUUUAAUAAGCUUUUGUCGCAAACAUAUCUUUGCCUGCAUACAAGUGACAAAUAAUUCCAUUUUUAAAUGGGACUAUUUAUAAUUAUAAAUAGCCAGAUACCAAAGUUUCUAUUUAUCUAUAAACCAAAGUCGAUUGAAAAAAUAUAAGUAGCUUUAUUCAACAUUUUAAGUGGAUAGUAGACUAAUUACAGUCUCUUGCUGUACACACUUUAUUUUUUUAUAUUAACAGGGGUUUAUUAAAAGACUAGGCCACUGGACAAUAGCUUUAUUAACUUCCAGAAAUGAUUAUACAUCUUAAAGUAUUUCUAAAUGAUUAUUAAAGUAAAUGAUUUGAUACCAAACUAAAAUCUUUUAAGUUUGUUAUUAAAAUGGUGAUGGUAAGAGUUUUUGUAAACAUCAUAAUGUAUAUAUAGAAAAAUAUAUAAGACCACCAUCUUAAUAAUAGACCAUCUCAUAGAAUAGAUCUUGAAAUUAAAAUAAUAUAAUUUCCGAAAAUUCACCCGAGAUGACAGGUUCACGCGGGUAAAGCAGAAAUAAACAACUACUAUAAAAUUACAGAUAAGUUUUUAGUGUCAAUUUUAUUGUUAAUUUAUUGUUAAAAUUUUAAGAUACUCUAGAAAGAGCACUUUUAAACAAUUAUUCAGAAAUGUUAAGAUGCUGUCUUAUUGUAUGAAACGUAUUUAAAACUGGGAUUAUUCACCACUUGUAUAGGCUUUCUUGUGUAUGUAGGUAAGAGUGGGAUGCGAGACUCUACAACGAGAAAUUUUUUAUUUCACUAUUUGUUACAUUUUGAUAUCGGUCAUAAUUAUUUUAGGGUGUUUGUAAUGAAUACUCGACACUGGGCCCGUGUGUAUGUUCGCACGGUUUGAAAUAACUGACCUAAAACUUUAAGUAGAUGUUAAGUUUCUAAAGCAUAUAGUUGUUAGGCAUUCUGUGCACUCGCAAUAUUAAUUGCUGUUUAAGUUUCUACCUUCUCUCUUUAAUGUUUAUAAUGUUAGUGACUUUAUUGUCAAGAUGAAAAAUGUACAAAUAUAUAAUUUAGUGCGAAUAUAUAAUUUAGAAAUUAAUAUUGCGAACGCGCUGAUUCGAAAGUAGACACGUGUUUUGUUUUAUAAAUGCUCAUUUUAUUGUUUUUUAAGAGUCUAGUCAUCAAGUUACGAGUUUCAAAUGGAAAUAGACCCUGUUUUUUGGCGUAAACAAAUGAACCGGCGUUCAUACUGUUUUAAUUCCAUUCCAAAUGAAUACAAUUCGCAUACAUCUAUGUAUGAGUAACGGAAUGGUUCGGUUAAUAAUUAAGUAAUAGGUUACUUAUUUGUGUAGAAGUGUUUGUUUGUACUCUUCUGUUCUUCUACAGUUACACCAAUCACAAGUAGUUAAUGUUUGAAUUUGCGUUUUGAAUAUUGUACACAAUAAACAAUGUUCAUAUUGUUACUAUCCUUCAAAGUUUACUUUCAAUUCCCAUAUAAGGUUAUAAUACUGUAUGACAGAUGUAAUGUACUGUAUAAAGUAGUAUGUACUAUAAAUGUGAUAAAUUAAAAAAAGCACAACAUAAAUCAUAGCAAAGCCUAAUCAGAUGAUAAAGUAAGUUUCUUUUCAUAAAUUUUAAAAUAGUGUUUUCUAAAUUAAAUACAUUAUGUACAUGUUAUAAGCUAGUGUCUGCCAAAUGCAGAGUAUGUAUGGACCUGAGAGUCUUGGGUAGGACUCGAGUCUAAGUCAGAGGCAAUAUUACUGUGUUUUAUAUUUUGGAAUUUUAUCAACAUGCCAUACGAUGUGAUUCAUUAUAUUAAUUCAAUGUUAUACGAAUUGUUACAUUAUUUUAUUGUUUUCUAUCAUUAGGAGUGCAAUGCCAAAUUUCAAAAUUACUUAUUCUCUACCCAGUAAUGUUGUGUUGGAUCAGAGAUCUGGCAGUAGGCGACCUAUUUUCUAUUGCCUCAUUGCAUUUGAUGUACUCAUAGUUGUAAAAUCUUUUGGUUUUUUUUUUUACCUUUUGCAUUUUGGAGUUAGGUUACGUAUUUAGGUAACGUAGGGUAUAAUGUACAUGUGCAGGUAUGAGAAAGCUUUCAUUUGGAAGCAACGAGACACCAAAAUGUGUGAUCGACUAUUUCUACAAAUCCUUUUAACUAUUUGAUCUAUUUGUAUGACAUUAAAUCUAGGACAUAAAUGUUUUUUCUCAAAUAUGCACAAACUUAACGAGGAUUUUGCAGUAAAAUUUCAAAGGUUUGUUUUAUUUAAACCAAAAUGUACAUAAUAAGUGUGAUAGAGAUGAAACGGUCUCAUUUAAAAUAAAAUUGUUGUAAGUA